Messenger RNA from Syzygium oleosum, 3519 nucleotides. Its product is annotated as receptor-like protein kinase HSL1. Gene Ontology annotation, cellular component: plasma membrane. Gene Ontology annotation, biological process: protein phosphorylation. The coding region runs from base 72 to 3086 and encodes 1004 amino acids. Lineage: Eukaryota; Viridiplantae; Streptophyta; Magnoliopsida; Myrtales; Myrtaceae. The transcript has 2 exons. Gene Ontology annotation, molecular function: protein binding; ATP binding; protein kinase activity. The record is from RefSeq and is a predicted model, not a curated record.
CCGGAAGUUAGAGAGAGGAAAGCUUGAACCAGAACCACCACCACCACCGCCACCACCACCAAGAAGAAGCCAUGCAUCUCCACUUCUUCUUCUCCUUCUCCUUCUCCUUCCUCCUCCUCCUCCUCCUCCUCGCCGGAGCUCCGCCGUCCCUGUCCCUCAACCAGGAAGGCCUCUACCUCCACGGCGCCAAGCUCUCCCUCUCCGACCCGGACUCCACCCUCGCCGCCUGGGACGACCGCGACGACUCCCCCUGCGGCUGGCCGGGCGUCGGCUGCGGCGGCGGCGGCGGCUCCGUCACCUCCGUCGACCUCCGCGGCGCCAACCUCGCCGGCCCUUUCCCGCUCCUCCUCUGCCGCCUCCCCAACCUCACCUUCCUCUCCCUCUACAACAACUCCAUCUCCUCCGCCCUCCCCGCCGGCGUCUCCGCCUGCCGCUCCCUCGCCCACCUCGACCUCGCCCAGAACCUCCUCACCGGCGACCUCCCCGCCUCCCUCGCCGACCUCCCCGGCCUGGCCUACCUCGACUUGGCGGGCAACAACUUCUCCGGCGCCAUCCCGGCGAGCUUCGGCCGGUUCCCGAGGCUCGAGGUGCUGUCCCUUGUGAACAACCUCCUCGACGGCCCCAUUCCGGGCUUCCUCGGCAACAUUAGCACUCUGAAGAUGCUGAACCUCUCGUACAACACGUUCACGCCGGGUCAGAUCCCGCCGGAGCUCGGGAACCUGACGAACCUCGAGGUGCUCUGGCUGACCGAGUGCAGCUUGACCGGGGAGAUCCCGGAGUCGCUCGGGAGGCUCAAGAGGCUCACCGAUUUGGACCUCGCCAUCAACUACUUGGAGGGGACCAUACCGAGCUCGCUCACUGAGCUGGAGAGCGUCGUCCAGAUUGAGCUCUACAAUAACUCCCUGACGGGGGAGCUGCCGCCGGGGCUGUCGAAGCUGACCGCAUUGCGGUUGCUCGACGCGUCGAUGAACCGGCUGAGCGGCGCGAUUCCGGACGAGCUGACUCGGUUGCCUCUCGAGUCUCUCAAUCUCUACGAGAACCAGUUCUCCGGCGAGCUGCCGGCGAGCAUUGCCGACUCGCCGAACUUGUAUGAGCUGAGGCUGUUCAAGAACCGGCUCACCGGCGACUUGCCCAAAAAUUUCGGCCAGAAUGCGCCACUGACAUACAUAGACUUGUCAACCAAUAACUUCUCCGGCGAAAUCCCGGCGAGUUUGUGCGCUAAAGGCAAGUUGGAGGAGCUUCUCAUGAUAGAGAACUCGUUCUCGGGACCCAUCCCGGAGCCGCUCGGCAGUUGCCGGAGCUUGACCCGAGUCCGCUUGGGCAACAACGGGUUGUCCGGUGAAGUUCCCUCGUCUCUCUGGGGCUUGCCUCGGGUUUAUUUGCUCGAACUUGCGGACAACAAGUUCUCAGGUCCCAUUGGAGAAGAAAUAGCGAGUGCUAGUGCUCUCUUCUUUUUGAGUUUAUCAAGAAACGAGUUUACCGGGUCUCUACCAAAAGCGAUUGGGACUUUAGUGAGCCUUUUAGACUUCUCAGCAAGCGAGAAUAAGCUUACUGGGUCACUGCCGGAGAGUAUUGUGAAUCUUGGGCAGUUGGGGAGGCUUGAUCUCCACCAGAAUGAACUGUCUGGUGAGUUGCCCAGUGGCAUUCAACAGUGGAAGAAGCUGAAUGAGCUGAAUUUGGCAAAUAACCAGCUCUCAGGGAGUAUCCCUGGUGAGAUUGGGAGCUUAUCGGUGCUCAAUUAUCUGGAUCUCUCGGGGAAUCGGUUCUCCGGGAGAGUACCGGUCGAGUUGCAGAAUCUGAAGCUCAAUCAGCUCAAUUUGUCCUACAACAGGCUAACCGGUGCUCUGCCUCCGAUGUUUACUAAGCAAAUGUACCGAAACAGCUUCUUGGGUAACACUGGCUUGUGUGGAGGUGGACUGAAGGGUCUAUGCAAUGGCGGAGACGAAGAGAGAAACUCUGGUUACGUGUGGUUGCUUAGAUCGAUCUUUAUACUUGCCGGGUUGGUUUUUAUUGUCGGUGUCGGUUGGUUUUACAUGAAGUACAAGAACUUCAAGAAUGCCAAGAGAGCUAUCGACAAGACGAAGUGGACGCUAAUGUCAUUUCACAAGCUUGGCUUUAGUGAAGACGAGAUCUUGGAUUGUCUCGACGAGGAUAAUGUUAUCGGAACCGGAUCCUCUGGGAAAGUAUACAAGGUUUUGUUGAGCAAUGGGGAGGCGGUGGCCGUGAAGAAGCUUUGGGAUGGACCCAGGAAGGGAAGUGAGAGCCAUGAUGUUGAGAAGGGUCCUGUGCAGGACGAUGGCUUUGAUGCUGAGGUUAAAACUCUUGGAAAGAUUCGGCACAAGAACAUUGUGAAACUCUGGUGCUCUUGCACUACAAGAGAUUGUAAGCUUCUUGUUUAUGAGUACAUGCCUAAUGGUAGUUUGGGUGAUCUGCUGCAUAGCAGUAAAGGAGGGCUGUUGGAUUGGCCUACGAGGUACCGGAUCGCGGUGGACUCUGCUGAGGGGCUCUCUUAUCUGCAUCACGAUUGCGUGCCUCCAAUUGUUCACAGGGAUGUGAAGUCGAACAACAUCUUGUUGGAUGCGGAGUUCGGAGCCCGGGUGGCUGAUUUCGGAGUUGCUAAGGUGGUGGAACGGACCGGGAAGGGCCAUGAGUCGAUGUCCGUGAUUGCCGGUUCUUGUGGCUAUAUUGCCCCAGAAUAUGCGUACACACUCAGAGUGAAUGAGAAAAGCGACACCUACAGCUUUGGCGUUGUUCUUCUAGAGUUGGUCACAGGGAGACGUCCCGUGGAUCCAGAGUUUGGGGAGAAGGACCUGGUCAAGUGGGUAUGCAUCACUUUAGAUCAGAAAGGUGUGGACCAUGUGAUUGACCGGAAACUCGAUUCCUGCUUCAAAGAAGAUAUAUGCAAGGUCCUCAACAUCGGACUGCAGUGCACGAGCCCUCUCCCGAUUAACCGGCCAUCCAUGAGAAGGGUCGUGAAGCUGUUGCAAGAAAUCAGUGCCGAAAAUGCGCCGAAGAAAGCCUACAAAGAUGGCAAAUUGACGCCCUAUUACUAUGACGACGCCUCGGAUCCAGGAAGCAUGGCUUGAGAAGUUUUUAUCCCUCUUUGUCACAGGAAGGAGAAACUAUUCUCCUUUUGAAUUUUGCAGGGUACUCUCAGUACGCACUCAUUCUGCCCGACACUUUGCUUCAAUGACGAAGAGAUCAAAAGCCGUUAGAAGAGAUUUUUCUUUUUCGAGGUGGAAAUAUCCAAGAAGAAGAGGGGUUGGCCAGGAAAGAAAGAAGUUUGGUGCAUAUUUACACCUGUAAAUUUUAAUAUCAUCAUUUGAAUUUUCUGUUCCACCGGGUUUGUGAGUAGGUUCUUGCUUUUACACCUCCUCCCUGAGAGUCCUCUGCCCUUUGUCUUCGAGGUUCAUUUGAAGAUGCAUUCUCUCUGGUAUAGUCGAGGUGUUUCUGAAAAUGAGAAGCUGUGGCUUUUAAUUACAAUACCUGCGAUAGUGAAAUAUAUCACUUUUGGCUUUC